AUGGAUAAUCCACUUUCAUACGUCGCUUCUGUCUACGAAGCAUUUCACGAUGAACCUGAAAAAUUAGAUGAGUUUUUCAAGCUCGCGGAGGAUGCUACCGCUAAUAGAUUCGAUGAAGCUAGUGCCAUUGCAAUGACUGAACUCAUGAAAGGACAUCAGAAUUUGGUUCAGGGCUUAAGCGUCUUCUUUCCUAAUGCCAAUAUGACCAGCCCUCGUGAGGCUGCGCAAGUUAGAAUGCAUGAUGCAAUUAAUUUCUUAAAGAACCUUAAGGAAAGAUUCGAGAGCGUUAAUAGUCAUGUAUAUAACUCGGUUGUCAGGAUACUGAAAAAGUAUGAAAAUGGGAAGAUGUUGGAAAAGGAGAUGCGCAAGGAGGUCCUUGACCUUGUCUAUUAUCAUGAAGAUUUGACCGGGGAGUUUUGCAGGAUGUUUCCGCCUAAACCUUGA
This is a messenger RNA of Eutrema salsugineum, 444 nucleotides long. RefSeq lists its product as uncharacterized. Bases 1 to 444 code for a protein of 147 amino acids. The transcript is spliced from 4 exons. Gene Ontology annotation, biological process: negative regulation of transcription by RNA polymerase II. Gene Ontology annotation, molecular function: transcription corepressor activity. Gene Ontology annotation, cellular component: histone deacetylase complex; chromatin. The record is from RefSeq and is a predicted model, not a curated record. Lineage: Eukaryota; Viridiplantae; Streptophyta; Magnoliopsida; Brassicales; Brassicaceae.